Messenger RNA from Ascoidea rubescens DSM 1968, 1304 nucleotides. It is a transcript of the gene DPP1, whose product is annotated as bifunctional diacylglycerol diphosphate phosphatase/phosphatidate phosphatase. The record is from RefSeq and is a predicted model, not a curated record. Gene Ontology annotation, molecular function: phosphatidate phosphatase activity. Gene Ontology annotation, biological process: phospholipid metabolic process. The transcript has a single exon. Bases 140 to 1069 code for a protein of 309 amino acids. NCBI's taxonomy places the organism in Eukaryota, Fungi, Ascomycota, Saccharomycetes, Ascoideales, Ascoideaceae.
GUCUAUUGCUGUUUUCCAUUGCUCUUCCUCUGCUUCCUCUGCUUCCUCUGUUUUCUCUGCCCACUUCAAUUCCCCUGUUUACUUUUGCAAAGUGUCUGACUCCCAAUCCCACUCUUACCAGCUGCUCUCCAGAGAAAAGAUGAACCGAUUGAACUUUGGCUUGGACAGCUUUCCCAAGGCUAAGAUACUAUUGCGAUGGAGAGUAACCGAUGCUUUGUUCAUAAUUCUUAUAAUGCUCCUCUACGGGCUAUUUUACAAUCUACCCCCCUUUGAAAGACAGUUUUUCAUCAACGACCUAACCAUAUCUCAUCCUUUCAAAGAACAUGAGAUCGUCCCCAACAAAGAACUCUUCUUCUACGCUGCGUUUACGCCUUUUUUCUUGUUGAUAAUAUCCAGCUUGAUCAUAACUCCCAAACAUCGUUUCUAUGUCACAUACCUAACGCUUUUGGGCUUUGUUUCUUCCAUUUUGUUCACCAGCUUCUUGACCGACAUCUUGAAGAACUGGAUUGGCAGGCCCAGACCUGACUUUAUAUCCAGAUGCGAUGUCACUUCAACUGCUCUUGAAAACGUCCUAUACACUGCCUCCCAGGUUUGCCAAACAGAAGAUUUAGAGAAAUUGAAAGAUGGUUUCAGAUCUUGUCCCUCUGGCCAUUCCAGCAUAAGUUGGGCAGGCCUAGGUUAUCUAUCUCUUUGGCUCUUGGGCCAAACCUGUUCAGCUCACCAUGGCACAGGUCUUUGGAGAACCUUGAUCUCUAUCAUUCCAACCAUUAUCGCUACCUUGAUCGCUUUAUCAAGAACUCAGGACUAUAGACAUCGUUUCUCAGAUGUCACCAUCGGUAGCUUAGUCGGCGCUCUUAUAGGCUACUGGUCCUACAGAAGAUACUUUCCAUCCAUCAAAUCAAGAUUCUGCUACAUGCCAACCCAAUUGAUCGUGGAAAACAACCUUUCUUCCAAUAAUUAUCUUCUACACGAAAACGAAGAUUUCGAAGAUGGUUACCAUUUAAUCUCGACCCAAAUUCCUGCAGAACCUGAUCUAGAAAAUCAACUGCCUCACAAUUACAAUCAAUAAUCAGUCACCAAUAAUCAAUCCAAAUCCAACUCACUUCCACAAGUGAUCCUGUGUCUCGUAGUUUCUUUUCAAUUUUGUUGCUUGUUUUUUAUCCAAUCCAAUCCAAUCCACUCAGUUCUCUUCACUUCUGCUUAUCCUCCGGCUUUCCCUCUUCCUUUGUCUAUUUUAUAAUUCUUAUAUACUUUUAAAAACAAUCUCUUUAAUCGAUUCUUCCUCUUAUUUUCGCCCUUUAACU